AACAAAGUAUUAUAUGGUAUGUUGAUUGUUGUACAGUGUCCUUGUGUGUCUUGAAAGGCGCUUAUAAAUACAAUUUAUUAUUAUUAUUAUUAUUAUUAUUAUUAUUAUUGUUAUUAUGUGGUUAAUGUGCUGAUAAACUGUGAUUUGGGUAAAAAGUAACUAACUUUAUUCUGAAUUAAAAUUCCGGAAAUGCUGCUGUUCAUUGCCGCCACCUUGACGCAGCUUCCUGCAAACACACACCGUCUCUUGGCGAACAUGGCGGCAACUUGACAACGGCAGCGAAGAUGAAGACGGCGAGGGCUUGAAAAAGGGAAAAGAGGUUUGUCACAGGCUGCAGGGCCCAUCCGGCCGACACGAACACAGACAGCUUCGCCAUGUUGGAAGAGGAUAGCGCCCUUGUCCCUGCACGACCGAGGCCGGGGAAAACGUAAAAACGCGUCGGUGAGUGUUUCGAAAAACGGGGAGUCGAGGCUACGCAGAGGAGCGGAGCGGCAGCGGCGGCGAAGAGCUCAGGGCGGACGGGGAGGACACAGGCUUCACCGGUCAGCCAUGGAGGAUGCGGCCCGUGGUCGCCAGCGUCUGAUUUGCCACCCGGCCCACGCGCAUUUUGAUGGGAAUUACCGCUGAACGCAAAAGGCAAGCCGGGACAACCCACCCGCCUGACAACUGAGGGGAGGAAAACGCGAAGCGGACCCCCACGUCAAUGACUGUUGCGGCAGAGGAGCCCCCACGGUGGAGUCGGCCGGUUCCCAAAAUAUGACCAGGGGUGCUGGGACGUGUUGGCAGCAAGAAGAUGACGACGGCUUCCAAAUCUGGCUAGAGCCCCCCCGCGACAACCAAAAGCCAUUCACCGACUCCGAGAGGGCGCAGAGAUGGCGACUGUCCUUGGCAUCCCUCUUGUUCUUAACCAUCCUCCUCUCUGAUCACCUGUGGUUCUGCGCCGAGGCCCGGACCCGGGUCAAGUUCGCACCCUCCCACCUCUUGUCACCCCAGACCCACUCAGCACACAGCAGCCUCAGAGGAAACCCAGCUAUUUUUAUAGGAAACUCCACCAGACAUCUGUGGCGGCUCGAAACUUGCCACCAGGAUAGUUUAUCUAAAGACUGCUUCACCCUCGCGAACGCCGACGAUUUGUGCGAGGGCCUCUCCGACAAAGAGGGCACCCGGGCUGUAAAUAUGAGCGAUUUGUACCUCUCCUUUUGUAACUCCUACUCUCUGCUGGAUUUGUUCUACGGGUCGACGAGUCCGGACAAUUUGAACUGCAGCCUCGAGUUGCUCACCGAUGACACCAACAGAUGCAGCGAGUGCGUGCAGGCGUACCAGCGCUACGACCAGCACGCCCAGGAGAAAUACGAGGACUUUGAGCUGCUCACUCAGAAAUACGAGCCGGGGGCUUAUUCGGUGAGGACGUGCAUGGAGCAGUGCAAGAUGGCCUAUAAGCCCUGGCUCUGCGCUCAGUAUUUCCCCACCACCCCGCAUUCCUGUGAGAGGAGGGUCCCGUGCCACCAGUACUGCCUGGAGGUCCAGCAGAGCUGUCCGUUCAUCCUGCCAGAUAACGACGACCUGAUCCACGGCGGCAGCCCAAGCUUCAUCUGCACAGGGCUCUUGGGAGAAUAUCUAUCAGACAGUGAAGCGGAGUGCUGCGAUGUCCGAUGGGACUCCAAAAUGGACAACCCUUCAGGCGAGACACUAAAAAGGACUGCAUCUUCCUGCCAGCCCGAGGGGGCCUCAGUCACCUCAGCUGCCACCUCGAGACUGUGCAGCGGGCGACUGAAGAUCUGCCUCCUGGCCCUUGUCCUCCUACACACUGUCAUCAUCAUUUCAGCCUCCCAUAAUUCCACGUUGGUGGGCGUGGCUGCCAUUUUCUCGCCCGAGGAGAGCACUUCUAACGAGGAGUGAACCUUGGGGGAUGAAUUUGGUUGCUUGUAAAAGGUGAUGUCAUCCAGAGGAUUAUGGCUUUUACAAAUGGCAUGGCUGCCAGGGACACACCUGGCGAGACAUGCAGAAUAUGCCUCUACAAUCUACCACAGGAAGUGGGAAGGUUUUAACUGGAGCUAAGGGCGCUGGGAUUGGACAUCGACCAAACCGAGAUGUUUGAAAACCAACCCCCCUGAAGAACUGACCUCUUGCCACUUGAAACCUGCUCAUUGUUUCUAUUCCAUCCAAAUGUUUUUUGAGCAUAUUGUCCCUCCUCUUCUUCUCUCCCUCCCUCCUUUCCUUCCUUCCCUCCCUCCUUCCCUACCCUAACGUUUUCAAAGUGUGUCCGGAUGGCAGAGGGGAAAAUAUGGACAUUGAUGAAGUGUGCACUCUCACUCGUCAUUACCUUUAGAUUUUUGUUGCAUUUCUUUCAGGUGCCAGAAUGUUUUGACAUAUCAACUGUGUUCCACUUCCUGCUCUUCAACACCUUCGAGGCGUCUUCUUACAACCUUUGUAUGUGUUGCUUGAGGGGCCUGCCAGGACCAUCUGAUCCAUCAUCAUUCAUAUGGGUCUUGUUUCUCUGAAAACAAAAUGUAUGUUCUUCAAUAUUCUAAUGUUCUGCUUGUAUUUUGUCACACUUGGAACUUAUUUUCAACCCCCUUUUUGGCGGUACAUGCCUACACAUUUUAGGACCUUAAGUGCUCUGAGACUGGCUCACUUUCUCUUCUAACUUGUUGGGCCAUUGAGCAAGUUGGGAGUGACCAAGUGGCUAACGUAGUGAAGGGUUCAGCUAAUGAUGACAAGGUGUUGCAGGAGCUAAUGGGCUCCUAAACAGGAAGUGGUGUUCUCUAGGUUCUGAAGUGUUCAGUUUACCUCACAUGGUAGUCUCGGUGUUGCAGAUAGGCAGCCCGGUGGCUCGUCUGAACGCCGCAGUAUUUAGAGAAGUCGUACAUAAGGCUGCAGGGACAACCCAGGGAUACUAGAGAACAGUUGCAUGAUGCCAAAACACCAAGGACCUCAUUUAUCAACCAUGUGUAUACUUGUUUCUAUGCACAGAAUCAAUUUUUUUCCAUGCUUGAGAAUCUCUGAAAAUGCAUCACCUGUAGGAAUUUGAAUUAAAACAUGGAAACCACCUGCAUGGUGAAUGAUGUUAGCAUAU
Messenger RNA from Labrus mixtus (cuckoo wrasse), 3076 nucleotides. Its product is annotated as NALCN channel auxiliary factor 1-like. Gene Ontology annotation, biological process: calcium ion import across plasma membrane. Bases 757 to 1899 code for a protein of 380 amino acids. The record is from RefSeq and is a predicted model, not a curated record. The transcript has 3 exons. Gene Ontology annotation, molecular function: stretch-activated, monoatomic cation-selective, calcium channel activity. Gene Ontology annotation, cellular component: plasma membrane. NCBI's taxonomy places the organism in Eukaryota, Metazoa, Chordata, Actinopteri, Labriformes, Labridae.